AUGGACGCCGACGGUCGCCUCCGGCGCGCGCUCGCCGCCUUCGGGGGCGGAGACGUGUGGGACCUCGUCGAUGCCGCGCUCGCCGCGGCCGCGCCAGCCGACCUCCGCGCGCGUCGUGACGGGAUCGUGGAGCGGCUCUACGCCGGGGCCCGCUGCCGCAAUUGCGAUGCCCCCGAGAGUCCACCGCAGCCGCCGCGUCAGCCGGCCGAGGCCGCUUCUCCGGCCUGGCAGGAGGAGGAGGAGGAGGAGGAGGAGGUGGCCGACGUGGAUGGCCUCGGCCUGGAGGAGGAGACCGACGAGGGCGGCGGCUUGGAGAGCAAGAUCCUGGCGAUCAAGGAUUUCUUGGAGGACCCCGACCAGUCGGAGGAGGAGCUCGUGAGCCUGCUGCAGAACCUGGCAGACAUGGACAUCACCUACAAGGCUCUCCAGGAGACGGACAUCGGCCGACAUGUGAAUGGCCUGCGCAAGCACCCUUCGGGUGACGUCCGGCAGUUAGUGAAGCUGCUCGUCAGGAAAUGGAAGGAGAUAGUGGACGGCUGGGUGCGGCUCCACAACUCUGGUGGUGACGGUGGAAAUUCGAUCCUAACUGAUGGUGACUCUCCUGAGAAGACUCAAGGCAAAAGCUACCAAAAUGCCCGGGUUUCAGACUUCAAGUAUACGCCCAGCCCACCACAGAGGCACAGUGGUUUGAGUUCAGAGCGGUCUAGGAAUAACAAUGGGUUCGAGUCGACACUGGAGAGGCAUAGAGCAAGCCCAGCUCCUACGUAUCAUACGAAGCAGAACAAUGGCAAUAACUAUUCAACUACUUCGUCAUCUGCUCCAGCUAGGGCGAUGAGGGAGCAGAAGGAUAAUCAUUUGGACGAGAAGCUCGAUUCAGCCAGAAAGAGGCUUCAAGAAAAUUACCAGGAAGCACAAAAUGCGAAAAAACAGAGGACAAUGCAAGUGCUGGAUAUCCACGACAUACCCAAGCCGAAAAAUAAAAACACCUUCAUCCGCAAGCCUGGUGGAGGUGGCCUCCCUGGCCGACAUCGGUGA
Messenger RNA from Triticum turgidum subsp. durum (durum wheat), 1035 nucleotides. The record is from the annotation of a GenBank genome assembly. NCBI's taxonomy places the organism in Eukaryota, Viridiplantae, Streptophyta, Magnoliopsida, Poales, Poaceae.